Linnemannia hyalina is the source of this 237-nucleotide messenger RNA. The record is from the annotation of a GenBank genome assembly. Lineage: Eukaryota; Fungi; Mortierellomycota; Mortierellomycetes; Mortierellales; Mortierellaceae.
AUGAUCAGGCCACGACGCGAAAAAAUCAUCCCUCAAAACAGUCGCCCGUUGUUCAAGGUCGAGAAAAUCCCGAGGGAGCUCAUUGGCGACGACAAGGAUCACAAAGCUGCUGCAGGAGCUAAUGCCCCCAAGCUGAACAUGCUGCGUCGAAAGCUGGAUGAUACAGACUUUGAGGAGAACAAAAAGGCCGAAGGAGCCAUCAACAGUAGCGUGUCUUCUGAAAGUGGGCCAAGCUGA